Cladophialophora yegresii CBS 114405 is the source of this 1782-nucleotide messenger RNA. RefSeq names its product translation initiation factor eIF-2B subunit delta. The record is from RefSeq and is a predicted model, not a curated record. Bases 1 to 1782 code for a protein of 593 amino acids. The transcript has a single exon. NCBI's taxonomy places the organism in Eukaryota, Fungi, Ascomycota, Eurotiomycetes, Chaetothyriales, Herpotrichiellaceae.
AUGGCCGACUCGAAUUCGAACUCGGCUAGUGGCGGAACUUCUCUCAACCCGAAAGCCGCAGCGUUUGCCAUGCCUACGCCUGACGAAACUGCUCUCUCAAACGGAGACUCCCUAGCCACGGAAAAUGCAGUGUCCAACGGCCACGAAGAAGCGAAAGGAUCGAAGAAGACCAAGCCACGACCGGAUGUGGGCCCUCGGACGACUACAGAGCAAAACGUUGCCGAAGCGGGGGCUGGAGUCAAACUGUCGGGCGCUGCGUUGAAAAGGCAGAGGGCUGCCGAGAGAGCAGCGAGGAGGGCGGAGAAAGUCGCCGCCAAGGGGGAGCAAGCCGUGGAAGAGAACCAAGCGCAAGCGCAGGCACAGGCGCAGACUCACUCAGGGACUUCAGGCGCGAAAGGCGAGGCACAAAGACGGCCGUCGACAUCCAAGAGGGACAGCGAGACAGGCUCCCACCAUAAGAGGACACCAUCUGGGAAGGGCUUACCGAUCCGAGGAGGACCACAGCAACAACAGCAGCAGCAACAACAACAACCACCCCAGUCCGGAGCCGGCGACAAGGAGAAACGAGCCGAAGUCAAGCGCGUCCCCAUCUUCGCACAUCUCUACCCAAAGGAAAAGAAGGCCACGCUCUCUGGGGCGGGUCGAGAAAUCCACCCGGCGGUGGUAUCGCUGGGCCUGCAACUCCGCGACCAUGUCAUCUGCGGAGGCAAUGCUCGCUGUGUAGCCACCCUUCUCGCCUUCAAGAAGGUCAUCCAAACGUACACGACGCCGCCCGGCGUCGCCCUGUCACGCCACCUACUGACCCAUCUGAACCACCAAAUCGCAUACCUCCGCAAUGCUCGCCCGCUCAGCAUGUCCCAGGGGAAUAGCAUCCGCUGGCUCAAGAACCUGAUCUCCACCCAGGCCGUCGACACCACGGACAGUGAGGCAAAGUCCAACAUAUGCCAGGCCGUCGAUCUCUUCAUCCGCGAACGCAUCACCCUCGCCGACGAGGUCAUCGCUCGCGAAGCGAGUGGGCGGGUUGAAGAUGGAGACGUCAUCCUCACGUACGCGAAGAGCAGCAUCGUCGAGAAGACACUGCUUACCGCCCACCAUCAGGGCAAGCAGUUCAAGAUCAUUGUGGUUGAUUCCAGACCGAUGUUCGAGGGCCGGAACCUCGCGCGCAGCCUUGUCCGCGCCGGUCUCAAAGUGCAGUACACGCUGCUCUCGGGCCUCUCUGACGUGCUCUCGUAUCACGCACCAGGCGACGCAGUGACAAAAUGCUUCCUAGGCGCCUCCGCCAUGCUCGGAAACGGCAACCUACUCUCCCGCGCGGGGUCGGCCAUGGUGGCCAUGAUGGCCAAGGAGUGCAGCGGCAAGAACAAGGCGCGUGUUGUGCCUGUCGUCGUCCUGUGCGAGACGGUCAAGUUCACCGCAAAGGCCGCGUUGGAUAGUAUCGUCCUGAACGAGGUGGGUGACGCGGACGCGUUGGUCGAGGUCGAAGAGGUCGAGAUCCUGUCCUCGACGAAACCACCGGCCACUCCCGUAGACGCCGGCAAAGGCGGCAAGAAACAGCAGGGCGGCGGUCAGAAGGACAAGGACGACGAGGAUGCGGACGACAAGAACGCGUCAAGAGGGCUUCAAGGGUGGAAAGAUCAGCCGAACCUCUUCCUCCUGAAUCUCAUGUACGACGUCACGCCGGCCGAGUUCUUGGAUCUCGUGGUCUGCGAGUUGGGCAGUCUGCCGCCACGAGCGGUGCCGGUGGUCAAUGGCGUGCAUGGCGAUGAUCAGGCCCUGGCUUGA